This is a messenger RNA of Trichogramma pretiosum, 1669 nucleotides long. RefSeq lists its product as uncharacterized. The record is from RefSeq and is a predicted model, not a curated record. NCBI's taxonomy places the organism in Eukaryota, Metazoa, Arthropoda, Insecta, Hymenoptera, Trichogrammatidae. The transcript has 4 exons. Bases 1 to 1197 code for a protein of 398 amino acids.
AUGGCACAUUUUGCACUUUUGCAGAGCGAGAGAAAGUUAAUAAAGACGUCCGCCCAACAGGAAGUAUGGUGCCCGCAGCGGGGCCUGGCGCGCGGACCCUGGAUCAGGGGCGCGCCCCUGCCCCUGCCCGUCUGGGCCCAUUACGAGUCGCCGACCCUGACCUGUGAUACGGUCGAACAGUACGAGGAACUAGCCAGCAGCGUUGAGCUUGAGACUCAGCGUCUGCUGCGCGAGCUGCGCUACGACACGUGCGACAAUGUCUUGAGACUCUAUCGAGACUUCAAGGAGAAUGGGGAGCCCAGCAACCUGGAGCACUACUACCGCAAGUACCAGCCGCGCAUAGUCGCCGAGCGGCACACGUGCGUCGGCCUCGGCUUCGAGCUGCUGCGCCGCGUGCAGUGCCUCGACCAGCGCUUCCCCGGCUUGGCCGAGGCCCUCUACCUGGUCUCGUGCGAGGAGACGAUCGGCGACGUAGCCGGCUACGUGGGCGGCCCGCCCGCGGCCGACAGCGGCGAGAAGGAGCACAUCCUCGUCUGCCUCAAGAUCGAGAUCGCGGGCCGCCGCGGCGUCAUGCUGCUGGAUCCGGGCUACCACAUCGCCCGCGUCAUCACUGUGAUGCACGACAAGGCCUACCCCAAUACGGGCUGGUUCACGCAGACCGACGACCAGGACGGCAAGACCGAGUACCACUACACGUUGUGCUCGACCGACAACGACUACGUGGAGUGGCACGAGCGCAAGACCCGACGCAGCACAAGUGCCUUAAACAAUCCCAGCAACCAGGUGGCACUCAUCUACGUGGCCAGGCCCUACCUGACCGCCAUCGACGUCACCGAGCGCCGCAAUCUCGUCUACAAUUUUCGUAGCCUGCUCGCUCGCGACUUCAAGGGCCACCUCGUGGCUGGCAUUUACUUCAAAGUCACGUCGGAUCAGCCGCUCUUCAACAUCUUCCAUCAGACCAUACGCGGCAAGAAGCGGGCCAAGAUCUCCUUCAGCAAGUUUCAAGACUUGACCAAGAUUGAACUCGACAACGACGAGGCCGAGAUAAUCACGGAAUGCGCACGCCAGAUGAACAUUCCGCUACAGGAUUUCGAGGGAUUGUUAUCUGCGCUCGCCAAGAUGCUCCACGACUCCGCGUUCGUGAAGCAAUUGUUCGCCAUCAACGCUAAAAUCAACACCUUAGCCAAGGACAAUUAACAAAUGCCUAAUCAUCCUCAGCGAGAUGAUGGGUGCAAAGAGAACGCCAUUAAUCAUUACAUUUUCUUUGCUAGCUUUCCUCUUACUUUUAUUUUCUACUAUUUAUUACGUUUUUUGAUAUUCUUUUAUUGACUCGAUUGUUUAUUUAUUGUUAUUAUUGCUAUUUGUUUGAUUAAUAUUGUGGUGCAGGGAAACAUGUUAUUAAACUAAAUAUUACUUGAAGUUUUCGAACUCCGAGCCGAGUACUUUUGUUCACUAUUUUGAUUGUUUGCUAUUCAUUACAUGAAUAAUGAUAAUCUACGCUUUUUAUAGUGUUUUGAUAAUAGGCUUUUAGUUUUGACACGACUACUGUAUGGUUAUAUUUCUUUUACCGUGCUCCACAAUUUAAUGGGCUUAUCACAUUUUUUGACAAGAUUAAUAAAUCUGUAUAACUAUAUUUUGAUUGAAAAUAAACUUUCAAUUAGUACAAAAA